UGGUAAAUCACAAUACUUUGCUAAACAAGAUCAACUUUUUGAUGGCUUAAAAAAUGAAGCAGUUAACUCAGCUCAAAAAGCAUUAAAUAAACCUAGAAAAUAUCAAAAAACUGAUAGACAAGUAGUUACAAUUAAUGAAGGCAAUCAUAACAGUAAUUCUAGUAUGAUAGAAUAUGCAAUAUUAAUAGCUAUUAUUGAACAAAUAUCGUCAGCACUUGAAACUUCAGAAAUUGUUUUAGACGUUGGUAUUGAUGGAGAUUUAAAUAGUAAUAAAACACUUGGUGCUCAAAAAAUUGUUCAUAAAAUUUGUGCUGAUUUAAAACAUAAAGCAAAAAAUGUUAGAGCAAAAAUAGCCAAGAAUAAUAAAUGGAAAUAUCUUGAAUCACCGAUUAUGAAAUAUUAUGUUCAAUGUGUAUAUGUAGCAACUGCACGUGCUAGUGAUCCUAAUUUACCAACACCAACUGAAAAAGAUUUCGCACUAAAAAAUGUUUUUAAUUUGUCAGAAUAUCAAGAAUAUCAAAAAGAAAGUAUUGAAUCUUUUAUCAAUGGAUAUAAUACACUUACAAUUUUAAAAACUGGAG
This is a messenger RNA of Racocetra fulgida, 581 nucleotides long. The record is from the annotation of a GenBank genome assembly. Lineage: Eukaryota; Fungi; Glomeromycota; Glomeromycetes; Diversisporales; Gigasporaceae.